AUGGAGCCGUCCCAUACGUCGAAUUACCGCUCAAAAAAACUGCUGAAAAAAAGCCAAGAGAGAAACACCAGAUGGAUACAGAAGAGCCACACCAGAUGGAUACAGAGGAGCCACACCAACGGGCAACGGCUAAAAAAUGAGCAGAGAAGCCACCAGUCGUCACCAAGGAUUCACCAACGCAAUCGGCCACCGCCCUACAACAUUGGGAACAAAACGAAAGAGACAAUAGAACCGCCUAAGACAAAGAUCGGUCCACCAUGCCGGAGGAAGGAGCCAAGCCGCCACACUCCACCUCCGCACCAAUCAUCCACAACAGUGAUGAAGAACCACCACUGCAAAGCUUCAUACGAAGCCGACAAUAAAACCUUUGCGUUGAAAACUGAGCAAAACGGAGAAGAGGCCGAACAUAGGAAAGGAAGAAGAUGGGGCCUCUCCCGACGGUGGCGAGGAGCACCGGUCACUGGAGAGGAAGAAGCCAAGUAG
Molecule: messenger RNA, 483 nt
Organism: Microthlaspi erraticum
Lineage: Eukaryota; Viridiplantae; Streptophyta; Magnoliopsida; Brassicales; Brassicaceae
Source: the annotation of a GenBank genome assembly